Messenger RNA from Laccaria bicolor S238N-H82, 1533 nucleotides. RefSeq names its product guanine nucleotide-binding protein alpha-4 subunit. The record is from RefSeq and is a predicted model, not a curated record. Gene Ontology annotation, cellular component: heterotrimeric G-protein complex. The transcript has 8 exons. Gene Ontology annotation, molecular function: G protein-coupled receptor binding; G-protein beta/gamma-subunit complex binding; guanyl nucleotide binding. Lineage: Eukaryota; Fungi; Basidiomycota; Agaricomycetes; Agaricales; Hydnangiaceae. Gene Ontology annotation, biological process: adenylate cyclase-modulating G protein-coupled receptor signaling pathway. The coding region runs from base 1 to 1533 and encodes 510 amino acids.
AUGGAGACGGAGGCAGAGCGUACGUCCCGUCUGUAUGCAGAAGCCGAGGCGAAACGGAUUUCUGAGCAAAUCGACGACGACCUGCGGGAGGAGAGGGAGCGAUUGAAGAAGAAGAAGGGCGACGUCAAAGUCAAUGCGCUUUACAAUUAUGCGCCGCAUAUACUCAUCCUGCGCUGCAAGCUUCUUCUCCUUGGUCAAGCCGAGAGCGGGAAAUCGACGCUGCAGAAACAGUUCCAGCUCAUGUAUAAACCCACUUCGAUGGAUCAAGAACGCGCAUCUUGGACAGCGGUCAUCUACUUCAACGUCCUACGCUUGGACGACACUCUUGACGAAGACGCCGAGGCGCAACCUACAUCGGCGGACGAUUCACAGUCUAUCAUACCAAAGAAGGCUCGCGGGAACGGUAUCGCAGAUCAGCCGUCACCAUCUACUUCUCUCUUGACCGGCAGCAUCAUCCAAGGAUCACCAAGCUCCCUGAUGCCGUCGGAGGCCGGCGGCUUCCACUCCCAUUCGAUGAAAGAGGGCGGCGCCCUUCAGAUAGCCAACCUUCGACGCAGGUUGUCCCCACUGGUAGCUGCGGACGCACAGCUCGCGGAGAGACUCAGUGGUGGAAUCUCGGUGUCUGGUUCUGGUGAGGGCGGCGUCUUUGUGCGGAGUGGUUGGCAGGCCCGUACCAUCGAGAAUGCUCUCGGAAGGAUCAAACAAAAACGCCCUUCGGUCGAAAGCGAGAAGAAGACUCGUGAGAUUGAAACCCAGGAACCGCAGGACCCUUUGGUUCAGGACGUUAGGCGAAUGCUGGAGCAUAUCCGGGAGUUGUGGCAUCAUCCCACUGUUAAGGGGUUAAUCGCCAAACGGAAACUGAAACUUGACGAGUGGUCCGAAUUUUUCCUGAAGAACAUCACGCGUGUCGCAUCGCCGGACUACGUCCCAAGCAUAGGUAAAGUAGUUAUUCUUGCUGUUUAUCGCGCACAUAUUCACCUUAUCCCACCAGACGACAUCCUCCAUACUCGUAUCCAAACUAUGGGAGUCGCUGAGCACAUCUUUGAUGUGAACAUCCACGGGAAAUCUGUGACCUGGCAUCUAUUUGACGUAGGUGGUGCUCAAGGACAGAGACACUCGUGGGUGCCAUACUUCGAUGAUGCGAACGCUAUCAUUUUUGUUGCUCCCUAUCUCGAAGAAGACCCUCGGACGAACAAGAUAGACGACUCGCUGCAAUUAUUCACGCAAAUAUGUUCGAACGCUGCUGAAAAACGUUCACUUGAUAAGACGGAUCUGCUGAAGGCGAAGCUCGACACCGGACUCAAGGUCCGGAAGUACAUCACGUCCUUCGGCGAUCGGUCCAACGAUUACGAGACCGUCGUUCAAUACUUCCGCGCUCACUUCCUGCAGGUUCAUAGACGAAACAACGAGAAUUGUCGGGUGCUGUAUACUCAUUUCACGAGUGUAGUGGACACAAAGGCGACGCAGCGUAUCAUUGGAAACGUUCGCGACUCAAUCUUCCGAGGUUACCUCCAGUCUGCAGCCCUCGUUUGA